AUGCAGAUUCCUACGCGGAAAUUAUUGAGGCAACCAACUGCUGCGCCCGCGCCCGCCCCCGUCACCUACAACUACCACCAACUAGAGGUUCCACAAACCCCACCUGGCAUCGCCCUCAUCGAUAUCACACCGCAAAUUCGGGAGCUUGUGGCACAGGCAGGGCUAAUGGAAGGCUGCGUGCACGUGCUGUCGCGGCACACCACAACGGCACUAACCAUAAACGAGAACGAGGCCCGGUUGCUGGACGACGUACGGCAGUUCCUGGCCCGUCUGGCGCCCCCCACUGAUCCCUACCUGCACAACGACCUGCACCUGCGACCUGCGCCCGACAGCUGGCCGGGGGGCUGGGCGGCCUGGGCAGCGCAGGAGCCCCGUAACGCCCACAGCCACUUGUUGAGCAUGCUGCUGGGUAACACCUUGACGGUGCCGGUGACGGGGGGGAAGCUGGCGCUGGGGACGUGGCAGUCGGUGAUGCUGGUGGAGCUGGACGGCCCCCGGCCGCGAAGUGUGGGUGUACAGCUGCGAGUUGAGCAGUAG
Volvox carteri f. nagariensis is the source of this 537-nucleotide messenger RNA. RefSeq lists its product as uncharacterized. Bases 1 to 537 code for a protein of 178 amino acids. Lineage: Eukaryota; Viridiplantae; Chlorophyta; Chlorophyceae; Chlamydomonadales; Volvocaceae. The transcript is spliced from 6 exons. The record is from RefSeq and is a predicted model, not a curated record.